Molecule: messenger RNA, 579 nt
Organism: Symbiodinium sp. CCMP2456
Lineage: Eukaryota; Dinophyceae; Suessiales; Symbiodiniaceae
Source: the annotation of a GenBank genome assembly
AUGGAGCGGCGGCCUCGCUCUCGCAGCCUUCGAGGCCCCUCGCUUGCAGCUGCCUUCGAGGCAGCUCGUGUCAAAGUCGAAUCGGAGACAGAAAGUGGGGAGUGUACCAGCCCGAGCCCCUGCAGUGAUCGGCGCCCGCGGGCCGGGCGGCUGCCGCUUCGCAGCAUCGUUCCCAAUCCGGGCCUGACUUCUAUCAAGAUGGAGGUCGAGGAUGCGCAGAAUGAGUCGGCGGUCAGCGUCUUUGGCCGACUUUGCACAAUAUGUGAUGUGCAGCAAGGUGGUUCCUUCCGAUGCCACCUGUGCGAAGUUCUUCACGUUGUGAUGCAACAGCAUGGCCCAGGCCCGACCACAGGAAGCUCGAGUUUGCGGAGCCUGAGCUCCAGGACAUCCUCCCAGACCCGGGCCUGCUUCAUAUCAAGAUGGAGGCCGAGGAUGCGAAGUCAGAACCAGAGGUCUGUCUCGCAGCCCAAGCACGGGCCCAAGACAUCAGCCAAGCCGUUUCCACAUGGAGUGUUUUCGAUGUGCUGUUGCCGGUGUGGUUGCAGCCCGUGCCAGUUGCUGUGCUGGAUAAUAUCCUAG